CCGACACAGGUUGGGAUUAUGUGAACUCGCCCCAUGCGCUGCACGGGUUCCCUUUACGCAUUAACUAUCAAGUGAAAUCUUACGGCUUUUUAAACGUGCUCUUAUUCCGUUUUUUAAGUAACUUGGCCGAGUUUGUGCUCAAAUUCUUUAAGUUGCAUUUAUAACAGUUCCCCAGCGUUUAAAACCCCUGAAACAAAAGGAAACAAGCUAGCGCGUGGGCGCGCGUGGACACCUGAAAGAUGCACCUUGCGUUUCUACUGACGCUGAAUUUUGGCCUUGUUUUUGCAUGUCAGUUGCCCACCGAGUGGCGACCCCUCAGCGAGGGCUGUCGGGCUGAACUCGCCGAGAUCAUCGUGUACGCCAAGGUGCUGGCCAUCCACGAGGAGCCGUACGCGUCCAGCCUGAUUAACUACCUGCCGUACCAGCAGCACGAGCGCGCGGAGGACGCGUUGCUGUACGCGGCGGAGGUGGAGUUGCUUUGCGACCAGGCGUGGGGCAGCAUGCUGGAGGUUCCCGCGGGCUCGCGCCUCAACCUCACGGGACUCGGGUACUUCAGCUGUCAGUCACACACGGUGAUGGAGAACAACUCCUACGUCUUUUUCCUCAGGUGGGUUCAUUUCAGAUGGACUGAAAACUACAACAUCCUUCCUCAUGGAGUCAACUUCCAGGAUGCCAUAUUCCCUGAUACACUAGAGAACAAACAAAUGUUUUCCAGCCUCUUUCAGUUCUCAAACUGCUCUGGUGGACAGACGAUGCACAACUUUAAUAGUGAUUGGGAGAGCCAAGAAGACAGCAGGUUGCUGUGUGCCUCUGUACAGAAGGUUUUGUUUGAGGAGGAGGAGAGAGUUGGGCAGCUUCAGGAGCAUGUGGCCGAGCUGGAGAGAAAGAAUAAGCAGUUAAAAGAGCGAGUGGGGAAACUGAGGCAUUCCCUGCGGAAAACCCGGAAAGCUUCCCGCCGUGCUGAGCGGGAAAGACAGGAGCUGCAAGAGCGGCUGAAUACAGCUGAGAGACAUGCUAGACAUCAUCUCAAUGCCAUUCCACCCCAACACAACCCUUCGUGCCACAGAUACUCACACGGACUGUGAGCUCAAAUAUACACACUCACUCAUCUGAACUCAUGCACGCAUGAAAACACAUGGUAUCAGUCUGUUUUUCAAAAAGUAUCAUACCCAACUGUGACUGCUGACAUAAUGAAUUCUGCUCACUUCAACUCUUUUUCCCUGCACUGCAAGGCAGCACUGUAUUGAAACCUUCUUUGAGGUUGUUCAGACAAAAUGUGUUUUUGGAUGUUUAGAGUUUUUCAUUGUUUUUUCUAUGUAAACGUGUGAUAGACAGACAUUUUUUUUAACCAUUGCACUGUGUCUCACUGAUUAGUUAUAUGUGAAAAAUAAAUAAUUUCACCAUGUAUAUGCAGAAAUGUAUGUAUAAUGUGUGACAAUUGGUCAAAUUAAUUAAUUAAUUAAUUAAUUAAUUAGUGCCACAUUUUAAAGAUGCUGUCAAGUUAUAGGGACUUAUACUUUUAAAAAAGCAUCUCAAGAAGGGGGGCCUGUGUAGCUCAUCGAGUAAUGACGCUGACUACCACCCCUGGAGUUUGCGAGUUUGAAUCCCAGGGCGUACUGAGUAACUCCAACCAGUUGCUAGGGAGGGUAGAGUCACAUGGGGUAACCUCCUCAUGGUCACUAUAAUGUGGUUCACUCUCACUGGGCCACGUGGUGAGUUGUGUGUGGAUGCUGCAGUGGAUGGCAUGAAGCCACAGUAACGCGCUCAAAAAGCCAUGUGAUAAGAUGUGUGGAUUGACGGUCUCAGACGCAGAGGCAACUAAGAUUUGUCCUCCACCACCCGGAUCGAGUCAAGUCACUACGCCACCACAAGGAUGUAGAGUGCAUUGGGAAUUGGGCAUUCCAAAUUGGGGAGAAACAAUCCACGCUGAAUCUACAUUUUUUAACUCGAAAACAUGGACAGUCUGAACAGUCCCUUACUCAUUUAUUUAUUCUUUUUUUUCUUCUUCUACAAUUUGUCUGCGAUUAAUUCAGCUCCCAAUGCUUAAAAACUUGAAACAUUGUUUUGUAAAUAAAUUAGGUGUUGUAAGAUGCUUUUAAAAAAACUUUAAUUUUAAUAUCUCCUAAUGACGUAUACUGAUGUAAGGCGUGUUCUGCAUUCUAAAUAUAUCUGAGUGCAAUGAUUCAAAGUUGACAAUAUUUCUUCUUUCAAAAAAACAUGGACAGGACAGUUUAGAGGUGACACUAGAUGGGGUGGGACCUAAAUCGCAAAGAUUUCCUCUACCAUUAUGUACGUAAAGAUAUGUUUGUUGUUUUGGUACCUUACAUUUAUUCAGUUAAACUCUUUUCUUUUUUUUUUUUUUUUUUGUCUCAAGUUAAAUCAAAAUAAAAAAAUACCAAGAACAAGAUUUUUUAAAGCUGAAUUCUGUAAUUUCUCCUUUCAUCUGCUGAGCAGAUUGUGGUAGAGAGGGCAGGAAAAGGAGUGGAGUGCAUGUGUUUAACAUGAGUCCAAUUCUGAGAAAUUAUGGCUUCCCUCAUAUUCCCAAAUCACCAGUGGGGUUUAGGUUAUAGAGAAGCAGAGUAUCAAAGUACUAUCAGACGUGUAUUCUUUCUUUUGAAUGCA
Molecule: messenger RNA, 2622 nt
Organism: Xyrauchen texanus (razorback sucker)
Lineage: Eukaryota; Metazoa; Chordata; Actinopteri; Cypriniformes; Catostomidae
Product: coiled-coil domain-containing protein 3-like
Exons: 3
Coding region: 240-1085 (281 amino acids)
Biological process (GO): negative regulation of gene expression
Cellular component (GO): extracellular region
Source: RefSeq, a predicted model, not a curated record